This is a messenger RNA of Owenia fusiformis, 1935 nucleotides long. NCBI's taxonomy places the organism in Eukaryota, Metazoa, Annelida, Polychaeta, Sabellida, Oweniidae. The record is from the annotation of a GenBank genome assembly.
CAUGAUUAUACCUUACAAGUACAGUAGUAUUAACUGGUAUUACUCGUGUAUUGACAUAGAGUGACAUAGAUGAAACAUAUCAAUUGCAGAGAUACAGGUGCCUUAAUUUGGAUUAUACAUACAGCAGUAUUUGAUCGAACAAAUCUUACAAGAUAUCUCCAAAUAUUUCUGGAUUCACAAUAUGACUAGACUGGUAGUUGGACUUUUCCUUUGUCUUCAGUUUCACACGACAGUAUCCUAUCCAGGUGACCAACCUUCUAACAUUGAAUGCACUUUUGAACCAAGUGAUACAAACUGUAGACUACAAAAUAAAAAAUUAUGGAAAAGGGGGCAACCACGAGAUUUGCCUUCCUAUGGACCAAGAUUGCCGACAGUGGACCAUACCUACGGAACAGAAGCAGGAACCAUUUACUACACACACGGUGCCUACGGGGACAGUCAUUCAAUAGCUUACGUUGACUUUGAAAAAAUCUGGGACCUGACAACCGAAUCAAAAUGCAUAGAAUUUUGGUAUUUCUGCAAUUGGAACUACACAAGCAACUAUGUAUACGUAGGAACGCAGUUAGGUACACAAACCAAGGAAAUAAAACAAAUAACAGGAAAAACGACGGAGUGGACACAUUUUUAUACGCCAUUGCCGCGUGGUAACUACACUGUUGUCAUUGGUGCACAUGUAGCUAAUUAUCUUUGUAUAGAUGACAUCCGGGUCUAUGAUUGCCCAAAUGAGCACACUGAUACACCCAUUCCGACAGAAGUGAAGCGCUGCGACUUUGACACAGAUAACUGCGAUUUUAGCGAGAAUAUUUAUGAUAUCUUGCAGUGGACGAGAUCAGAAAUCAGCACAGGUUUACAUGUGAAAACGGAAGCAUGGGAACCACGCGUUGAAGGCGACCAAGCUCAAAUUUACGAAACUAGCCCUAUGACUGUCCCUAACUCUACAAUGCCGUAUUGUCUAGAAUAUAACUAUGGCAAAAUUGGAAUGACAAAUCCAUUUGGAUAUUUGCAAAUCAACAAUCGCUUCCCAGAUUCCAGUAUACAAACUCUUAGAUCGAUUGAUUUAUCACAAGAGCAGAUUGCGGAGAACAAUUGGGAAGUGAUCGUACUGCCCCCUGGCGUCAACUACUUGGCAUUCACCUACGUUAUGAAAGGAGCGUCCUCUGGCGGACCUAAGAUAAAUGGAUUUAAUGUAUACCAGUGUCCUUUCUUGGGUACCUAUGAUUCUUCCCCACCUCCAGUGUUUCAAACUAAGUUAAAUUGCGAUUUUGAGACGGACGCGUGCUCAAUGACCAGCGCAAACGGCAACGUUGAACAAUAUGUAGUGUCGGGAGGGUCUACUGAUCACGGGCCACCUGUUGAUCACACCACGGGUACAGUUGACGGUAAAUUCCUGAAACUAAAUUCAUCCAUGCAUUCGAUUAGCACGCCAUCUAUCAUGUCAAAUCCUCAGAUGUGUGUAGAGCUCUAUGUUUACCUCACGGAUACUUCGCAGAUUAUGAAUGUUUCGCAUUCUACCGAAGAGAUAUGGAACAGUCGCACAGAUGAGAGUCUAAAACUAGAUGCAUGGAAUCAGAUAUUCGUGAAUAUGCCUGCAACUGGACAUAAUGUGGUACACAUCGAUGUAAGGUCAUCAAACAGUAGCUAUCGGGGAAAUUUGGGAUUCAUUGAUGACCUAAAGAUAGACUAUUGUGGAGUUUUGGAUUCAGCCCUGAUUCCAACAAGACCCACCGUUCCUCCUCCAAUGACAGCGUCGACAGCACAAGGUGGACGUACUUCUACUGGAACUCGUCAGGCUUCAGAAUCAACAACAACGAAAUGGUAUACGCCAUGGCCAACUACACAACCAGCAUUACGAAGAUGCUACAAGUGCUCUCACUCACCUAUAGACCUAAACCAUAACGAAGCGUGUAUAAGUGACCCUAAAGGCUUGGGUACAUG